CUGUAUGCUCCGUUUAUUGGGAUAUUUCUUUCUAGUCGCGUAGGAGUGUUUCCAAGAAACAAGGCGGCAGCUGAGCGACUGUGAGCGGAGUGAGCUUCACUGCCGAUAUGGACUGACCCUGAAAACAGCAUUUUGUGGGUUAUUUUUUUUUUUGAAUGCGCAGAGUUUUGCAAAGACUGGUUUUCCUUCCCGAUUAUUUUGGGGACUGAUUCUUUGUGAAAGCUGCACAGUCAAAAAGGGACCGUGGAGCCUCAGUCCUGCCCUCGUCCUCUCCCCUGUGCAAUGCCUAAGAGUGACACGUGGCCAGGCGGUGUUGCCUUGGAAUCCUUGCGCAAUAUGGACAGUGCCGGGAGCUGUGACAGUGUAAUCAGCGUGAACUCUGCCGGUAGUGGAGACAGUAUGGAGCACUUAUCUCCAGAGGAGAGGGCAUGUCUCAUGUAUCUCGAGGAAACCAUUGAAGCGCUGGAGGUGCAGGAGGACAGCGGCAUAUCCAACGAUGAACCAGACCCUGGAUUACAAGUGGGACUGAUGAGAGCAAAUGACAUUUCCAGUGUCAGGUCUGAUGAGUCCCUUGAAGAUCCGAAAUCAGACCAAGCUUUGCAACAUGCUUUCAAUGGAAUCUCAGAACCACAGUCCUCUCCUGGCUCUGCAUCCAACACGGCAGAUCUUGAAACAUCAGAGAAGCUUGCGACUCAUCUGGGACCUCCAAUCACUGAAUCAGGGUCCGCCGGUGAAAUUCACUCUGCAGCUAUUCAUGCACCAGAGUUGUGUGUGUCCAAGGAUGAAGAUGGCAAUCUAAUGAUUGUCCCAAGUACCAGCCUUUCCCUGGAUGAGUCCACUAAGGCCCCUGAGGUUGAUGUGGGUCUGAUCCCUCCGCCUUCAGACUUCAUGGACGUACCAGGACCUCCUGCAAAGCCCCUGACAGCAAAAGACCUAUUAUCAUCUUCAGUUUUAUCCAAUAAAAAGUCAGCAAAGACUGUUGACUUGGAGCAGCUUCGAGAGAGAGCCUCUGCAAAGAGAACUUCACUGACCUCCCUUGAGUCUCAAAACAACCCCCAAGAACUGAGUCCAUUACCUCUCAGCUCUGCUUCCCUAGUGUGUCCCCCUCCUCCAGAAACCGCUGAACCCAGAAGUCCACCUGCUGUGGCCCCUAAACCCAAGAAGCUUCCUGCCAACAUCCUCCUGAAGUCACACAAGCCAGCAGUGGCUGAUAGCAGCUCAGGGCAUUCAGUGCCAAACAGUGACCGUCUGUUGUUGGACCAUCAGAGGGUCCGCAUGGAGGCACUCCGAAAGCUCGGCCUGCUUAAAAGUGAUGAUUCAGAUAUAAGCCCAAACCUGAGUCCUAAACUAUCGCCCCAAAGUAGGAGGUCAUGGGCAGCUCCUCCUUCUCCAAUCAGCUCAAAUACACCCCCCUUAACACCAUCUUCUUUUCUCCAUGACCACAGUCCAUCUCCUGCCUCUGUCUCCCUCCAGUCUCCAAAUGCUUCACCACCAGGGACUCUUACAGCUCCUGUAGUCCAGCUUCCUGUAAUCCUCCUGGCACCUGAUGCUUUUAGUGACCCUGAUGGAUCUUUAACUUCUGAUAAUGAACUGUCUGCUGGCAAUGAUGUAUCAGAGGUCACACCCCCUUUUACCCCUCCUGUCCAGGUCAAGAGGCUGACCCCACCCAAGGCUCUAGGUGUAAAAUCAGCUACCCUGGAGCGCUCUGGCCUGGGUCUAAGCAGCUAUAUGGAAAGUCAAGACUCCAUUAUAGCUGCAGUUGGCAGCAAGCUAAGCCCCAGUCAGCUGCGAAACAGCCGCCCGCGCCCUGCCUCUUUGGGGAGCGGGAAAGAGUUUUCAAAAGCUCAGGGAGAAGGUCUGAAAGUGGGCCGUGCCACCAGCAAAGAGCCAGACUUACGGCGGUCCUUGCCUGCCCCUCAUCCCUCCAAUAACUCUCAGAAGCUGCCUCGAUCAGAGGGCAUCAGUGUGCUGAUCUGCCCUCGAGCACAAAACGAAAACGACCGGCGCGAUGCCCUGAGAAGGCUUGGGCUGCUAAGGGACUGACAACAAAAUGAACACCUAAUGACUCCCAUGGCCUUCCUGUACAAAUUUUAUUUAAAGAAAAUCCAAAAAUCAACAAAGACUUUGAUAAAUCUUUAUGGGGAGCAGUUAAACCACACAUUUAUGCAUUAUCAUUUCUACUGCAUUAAGCUAAUAUAACCAGAGACAGCCUCAAAUGACUGGCACGCCUACAUGCACAUCUAUUUGUUACAUAUAGUGUACUGCCAUAUUUUGCUUUGUUUUUAGUGUUUUAUUCCUUAUUAAUCUGAAAAUCCCAAACUUUAUGGAUGUUUGCUUACUCUCAUUGUAGCUAUGUAAAUUAAACACUGUUGCUUUUGAGAGUUUAGACUCACUUCCUGCUUUCACAUGUAAUUAUUGACACAGUGACACCCAUUUUGGUUGCAGGUUCCCUUCUUGGUUUGUCCUUUUUUAGAGACUUUUAAAUGUCAGGGUGUUUGUACAAACACUCUCCCAAAAUCCAUAGGAAUUUGAGUCUGUUUGAGAGCUCUUUAUUCUUUUGCAAGCAAUUGCUUAUUAUAAAAUGUUUGUUUCCUUAAAAUAGACUGCUUUGACCUAUUGCAUAAUAAUUGCAUGGUGUUUGUCUUUCAAUGAAUAAAAAUGUAGACAGUAUGUCCUGCAUUGUUAUAACAUACCUUUAUUGGAAACUCAACGCAAACAGUCAGUGGCCACUAGGGGAGAAGAAUUUGAGUAAUGUGGUUUGCAUGCUUGCAUUGUCACGCACAUGUCAAAACUCACAGACUUGUCACACAGCACUUACAUUGAGUGUCACAUGGGGUCCAUCAGUUCUACAUCAAGGGAGUCAACAACAUCAUUUCAUAUAUUACACAGUUUCUAUUUCAUCUUGUUGUCCUUUUGUUGCACAAAUGUUCCUUUGUGUGCAUGUGGUUUUUUUUUUUCAUUUCCCUUUUUACAUGUGAGGUCUUUUAUUUGUAAUGUCACAUCCCAAUGCAAGGCUCCCACUUGUUUUUUUUUUUUUGGCUCCGCUUCAGCCCCCUUUGUCUGAUGUGAUGGUAAGAGGACCGGUGCAACCUGUUUUCUCACCUCCUGGUUUUAGCCUUUAUAGAACACCUCGCUAUGCGUGUACAAGCAGUCGGGGGGGCCUGAAAAUCAUUUUAUCUCUGCUGCAGGCUUUUUGAGAAAAAUAAAGUUUGCUAUCUCCUGUAAUUUGCAGGUAUGGUCACCUGCUGCUGAGAAAAUUAAGCACAAUUUGAAAGAUAUUUGUUGAAUAGUAAUUAACAGACUGAACUGUUGGUUUGGGGAGAACACAGUAAAAUGUCUGCAGAUUUGCACACUUUUUGAGCCAAAGUGCAUAACUUUCUAGCCAAUAUUGGUAGCCUACCACAACGGAAAUGUAAAAUGAUUUUGCCAUUCAUGCUCCAUUGUGUCUGAAUAAUGACUCAAUGAUAAUGCAACAUCUACACAUGGGUGUGUAUUCCCUGAGUGACUGUAUAAAGUGCCAAGUGCAUAGCUUUCUUUCAUUAAUAUUUUAAUGUCUUCAUCACACCCUUGACUUCUCUUUGGCAUGCACUUUAAUCACUUACAUAAGUUGCAUGUUGUUUUCAUCUAUAAACAUCAUGUUUUUAUGUCUAUUUUUUACACAUGUUUCUUCAUGAAGUAAAACUCUGAUCAGCGUCUCUGGGGAAAACGAGCAAAUUAAAAGAGGAUAUGAAUUUGUUUUCAUUAUAUUUCUCAUUAAAGAUGGAGCUUUGUGAAUAA
This is a messenger RNA of Labrus mixtus (cuckoo wrasse), 3777 nucleotides long. Its product is annotated as specifically androgen-regulated gene protein. The transcript has 5 exons. The record is from RefSeq and is a predicted model, not a curated record. Lineage: Eukaryota; Metazoa; Chordata; Actinopteri; Labriformes; Labridae. Bases 283 to 2043 code for a protein of 586 amino acids.